Molecule: messenger RNA, 978 nt
Organism: Engraulis encrasicolus (European anchovy)
Lineage: Eukaryota; Metazoa; Chordata; Actinopteri; Clupeiformes; Engraulidae
Gene: rexo2
Product: small fragment nuclease
Exons: 7
Coding region: 18-824 (268 amino acids)
Cellular component (GO): mitochondrion
Molecular function (GO): nucleic acid binding; 3'-5'-RNA exonuclease activity
Source: RefSeq, a predicted model, not a curated record
UACAGGGAAGUAGGAAAAUGAUCCAGAGGCAGAUGUUUCGUGCAGCAAUAUCCGCAUGUUCACCGGGGCUGUUCGCAAUUUCAAGACAGCUCACUAAACCCUCGUGUGCACGGAGCAGCAUAGGUGUUUCUUUAGCAAACUUUCGCAGUGACCAACACCGACGGGCGAGCACUGCGUUUGGCUGCAGCAGACAGCUGUCAAAACACUCGGCGUUGCUCAAGAGAAAGAUGGAACAUUCGUGUAACUCAUCAAACUCGGCCUCCUCAGCAUCGACACAGAGAAUGGUCUGGGUGGACCUCGAGAUGACGGGGCUGGACAUUGAUAAAGAUGAGAUAAUCGAGAUGGCCUGCAUCAUCACAGACUCUGAACUCAACAUCUUGGCGGAGGGCCCCAACCUGAUCAUCCACCAGCCGGACGAGCUGCUGGACGGCAUGUCAGAGUGGUGCCAAACGCACCAUGGCAACUCAGGGCUGACGCAGGCGGUGCGUGACAGCAAGAUCUCGGUGCGCGAUGCUGAGCAGGAGUUCCUGUCCUUCAUCCAGAAGUACACGCCAGCUGGACAGUGUCCUCUCGCAGGUAACUCGGUGCAUGCUGAUAAGCGGUUCCUGGAUAAGUUCAUGCCAGAGUUCAUGAGGCAGCUGCACUACCGCAUCGUAGACGUCAGCACCGUCAAGGAGCUCUGCAGGAGGUGGUAUCCAGAGGAUUACAGAAAAGCACCGUCUAAGAAAGGCUCUCACAGGGCGCUGGAUGAUAUUCGGGAGAGCAUCAAAGAGUUGCAGUUCUACAGACGGGCCAUAUUCAAAACUCCAAAAAACACUCCAUAACGGGCCAGUGCCACAGCGUCUGCAUAGUGCAUAAGCAUAACAUGACAGAUUGACUGGGGAGAACAGAGGGGUAUUGCAAGAACAUGGCUAACAUAUGAUAAUCCUGGCUAAGGUUGAAUGCAUCAAGUGGUGAACCUCCUAAUAGAUGCCCCCC